CGAUUGCUGCUCUGAAAUUGUGGGAUUUUUAAUGGUUCGCCUCGCUGCUAUUGUUGGCCACUCCGGCGGAGUUGCCACUCCGGCCAGGAACCAUCGACCCGGCUAAAUGCUAACUGCGCAGGCGUCGUCCCAUUCCUGUCCGGGGGUUGCACUGGCCACCAGUGAAUGACAGCACUGCGAGGAGCUGUCAGUUCAGUUGGCUGACUGUGGCACUGCCUGACUAACAGACCGAGUGGCCAAAGAAUCCCGUCGAAGACCGCGUCCAAAAAAAAGCUCCAUUAACGAGCAACUCGACGCGUGUUUGGCUUGAAAGCGAAUGAAAAAAGGAGGAUUUGUGCCAACAGAAAGUUUAAUUAUGAGUGCUGCAGUGAUUUUUCCCACACUCUGCUGUGUUGCAAGCGAUUAAUGUGUGGCAACUGUGACAGAAAUCGCGCGAACUCGUCGCUUUCCUCCGUCGAAAAGUAGUCAGGAAUACCUCCAAACUAAAUCCCAGUCAGCAGGCGAAAACCACCUUCAAGUACCGAUUGUUCCAUGGGGCAGGAUGCGCCGCUUGAAUGAUUGACCGCCUUCAGAUUCGUCGCUUGGGUGCAGCUGCUAGAAACAAACGCGCGGGAGGCGGGGGAGCGGGAGGACCAGGAGCAGGCGGAGGCGGAGGAGGAGGAGGAGGAGGAGGAGGAGGAGGAGGAGGCGGAGGAGCGGGGGCGGCGGUACAGGGAGCGGGAUCGGGCUCUGGAUCUGGAUCGGUAACUGGUGCAUCAGCGAGCGCAACGGUAGCGCCACCUGUCGGCGGGCCAAGCAGUCACCAUCAUUCGCAUCCGCAUUCGGCGAGCGGCAUCAACACGCCGGCGACGGCGAGCACCAGUUCCUCCAGCGGCAACAGCUUGACGCCGCAGCAGCAGCAACAGCAGCAGCAGCAGCAACAGCAGCAUCAUAUACAGCACCACCAGACCCACCCGCAUCCCCACGGGCACCACUACAACCACCACCAGCAUCCCCACGCGCUCCACCAUCCGCAUUCCCAUCCGCACGGCCACCACCAUCCGCAUCCGCUCCAUCCGCAUCCGCAUUCCGGGGCGCACUCGUCCCUGCGUCACUCGCAGCAGCAACUGCAGCAGCAGCAACAGCAGCAGGCAACAUCCGCCAGCCAAUUCAGCUUUAAUCCCUCGCCGGGCAGCAGUCCUGGCAACGGUUUGGGUCUGGGCGCUCGCCAGGAUGCGGCCAGUGCGCUCAACAGUCCCACGACCAUUGUGAACUCCGGCAGCGGCAGCGGCGGCGGCAGCAGCGUCGCCUUCGGAAUGCAGCCGCAGUCCUCGAGCGGCGGCGGCGGAGGAGGAGGUGGAGGUGGAGGAGGUGGCACUGGAGGAACAGGAGGCGUCGGAGGUGGAGGCUCCUCAACGACGGCAGCUCCCUCCUCGGGUCACAACAAUGGCGGAGGAUUGGGAUCUGCGAUGGGAGGCGGCGGCGGCGGAGGACUCAAUCUGCUGGGCGGACUGGGAGGAAUGGGUGGCAUGGGUGGCAUGGGCGGAGGAGCAGCUGCCGCCGGAAUGGGAAUCUGCGGCGGGAUCAGCAGCACCGUGGGCAGUGCCGCCAUCACCGGAGUACCGCCCAUUGGCCUGGGCAUUGCCACCGGGAUCGGGAACAAGAUCAUGCUGGGAAGGAAGCAGAGCCUGAAGGGAGGGGAACCCUUCCUAGCGGACUACGGACCGGAGGAGUCGCUCAACGAGAGCGCCGACAUCGAGUGGGUGAACAAGCUGUGGGUGCGGCGCCUGAUGCGACUGUGUGCCCUCGUGUCGCUCACCUCCGUGUCCCUGAACACGCCCAAGACCUUCGAGCGGUAUCCCUCGCUGCAGUUCAUCACCUUCGCCUCGGACACCGCCGUCACGCUCCUCUUCACCGCCGAGAUGAUCGCCAAGAUGCACAUCCGCGGAGUGCUGCAUGGUGAGGUGCCUUAUUUGAAAGAUCACUGGUGCCAGUUUGAUGCCUCCAUGGUCAGUUUCUUAUGGAUCUCGAUCAUUCUGCAAAUCUUCGAGGUGCUCGAGGUAGUUCCAAAGUUUUCCUACUUGUCUAUUAUGAGAGCUCCUCGACCGCUGAUAAUGAUUCGCUUCCUACGCGUCUUCCUCAAAUUUAGUAUGCCAAAAAGUCGAAUUAACCAAAUCUUCAAACGUUCGAGUCAGCAAAUUUACAACGUAACAUUGUUCUUCCUCUUCUUCAUGUCUCUAUAUGGUUUACUUGGGGUUCAGUUCUUUGGAGAACUGAAGAAUCACUGUGUUAUGAAUAACACGGAAUACGAUCUACUUAAAAGACCAAUUCUGACGAUCAAUUCGCUGGCCAUUCCGGAUACGUUCUGCUCGAUGGAUCCCGAUUCGGGUUACCAGUGCUCGCCCGGAAUGCGCUGCAUGAAGAUGGACUUCCUGAGCAGCUACGUGAUCGGAUUCAACGGGUUCGAGGACAUUGCGACGAGCAUCUUCACGGUUUACCAGGCAGCCUCGCAGGAGGGCUGGGUGUUCAUCAUGUACCGGGCCAUCGAUUCGCUGCCCGCGUGGAGAGCUGCCUUCUACUUCAGCACGAUGAUCUUCUUCCUGGCGUGGCUGGUGAAGAACGUCUUCAUUGCGGUGAUCACGGAGACCUUCAACGAGAUUCGCGUGCAGUUCCAGCAGAUGUGGGGAGCACGGGGCCACAUCCAGAAGACGGCCGCCUCGCAGAUCCUGAGUGGCAACGAUUCUGGCUGGCGACUGGUGACCAUCGAUGACAAUAAGCACGGCGGACUGGCGCCGGAAACGUGCCAUGCCAUCCUGCGAUCGCCGUACUUCCGGAUGCUCGUGAUGAGCGUCAUCCUGGCGAACGGGAUCGUCACGGCCACCAUGACAUUCAAGCACGACGGACGACCGAGGGACGUGUUCUACGAGCGGUACUACUACAUCGAGUUGGUGUUCACCUGCCUGCUGGAUCUGGAAACGCUCUUCAAGAUCUAUUGCCUGGGAUGGCGGGGCUACUACAAGCACUCGAUACACAAAUUCGAGCUGCUCUUGGCCGCGGGCACCACGCUGCAUAUCGUGCCCAUGUUCUAUCCCUCGGGAUUGACCUACUUCCAGGUGCUGAGAGUGGUGCGACUGAUCAAGGCGUCGCCAAUGCUGGAGGGAUUCGUCUACAAGAUCUUUGGUCCCGGCAAGAAGCUCGGCUCGCUGAUCAUCUUCACCAUGUGCCUGCUGAUCAUCAGUUCGAGCAUCUCGAUGCAGCUGUUCUGCUUCCUCUGCGACUUCACCAAGUUCGAAUCCUUUCCGGAGGCCUUCAUGAGCAUGUUCCAGAUCCUCACCCAGGAGGCCUGGGUGGAGGUAAUGGACGAGACGAUGAUUAGGACCAGUAAAACGCUGACUCCUCUGGUGGCGGUGUACUUCAUUCUGUACCAUCUGUUCGUCACACUGAUCGUGCUCAGUCUUUUCGUGGCGGUGAUCUUGGACAACUUGGAGUUGGACGAGGACAUCAAGAAGCUGAAGCAGCUUAAGUUCCGGGAGCAGAGUGCCGAGAUCAAGGAGACCCUGCCCUUCCGACUGCGCAUCUUCGAGAAGUUUCCCGAUUCGCCGCAAAUGACCAUCCUGCAUCGCAUUCCCAACGAUUUCAUGCUGCCGAAGGUGCGCGAGAGUUUCAUGAAGCACUUCGUCAUCGAGCUGGAGACGGAGGACUCGCUGGUGGAGAACUGCAAGCGGCCCAUGUCCGAGUGCUGGGAGUCCAACGUGGUCUUCCGCAAGCAGAAGCCCGUCAGGAUCAUGAACAAAACGGCCAAAGUUCGGGCCGCCGGCAGCAGUCUCCGUAAACUGGCCAUAACGCACAUUAUCAAUGACAGCAACAACCAGCGGCUGAUGCUGGGCGACUCGGCCAUGUUGCCGGUGGUGGGGACCAAGGGGGGCGGUGGGCUGAAGUCGCAGGGGACCAUCACCCACUCGAAGCCGUGGCGCGUGGACCAGAAGAAGUUUGGUUCCCGCUCCAUCCGCCGCAGCGUUCGCUCCGGAUCCAUCAAGCUGAAGCAGACGUACGAGCAUCUGAUGGAGAACGGGGACAUUGCCGCCGCUCCUCGAGCGAAUUCCGGAAGAGCCAGGCCGCAUGAUCUGGACAUCAAGUUGCUGCAGGCGAAGCGCCAGCAGGCGGAGAUGCGGCGCAAUCAGCGGGAAGAGGAUCUCCGGGAGAAUCACCCAUUCUUCGACACUCCGCUGUUUUUGGUGCCGCGGGAGAGCCGGUUCCGGAAGAUCUGCCAGAAGAUUGUCCACGCGCGAUACGAUGCGCGUCUCAAGGAUCCGCUGACUGGAAAGGAGCGAAAGGUCCAGUACAAGAGUUUGCACAACUUCCUCGGACUGGUGACGUACCUCGACUGGGUGAUGAUAUUCGCCACGACGCUCUCGUGCAUCUCGAUGAUGUUCGAGACACCCAACUACCGGGUGAUGGAUCAUCCGACGCUGCAGAUCGCCGAGUACGGGUUCGUUAUUUUCAUGAGCCUGGAGCUGGCGCUGAAGAUAUUGGCCGACGGCCUGUUCUUCACGCCGAAGGCUUACAUCAAGGACGUGGCAGCCGCCCUGGAUGUGUUCAUCUAUGUGGUGUCCACCUCGUUCUUGUGCUGGAUGCCCCUGAAUAUACCAACCAACUCGGCGGCCCAGCUCCUGAUGAUCCUGCGCUGCGUUCGCCCGCUGCGAAUCUUCACCCUCGUUCCGCACAUGCGCAAAGUGGUCUACGAACUGUGUCGCGGCUUCAAGGAGAUCCUGCUCGUAUCCACGCUGCUCAUCCUCCUGAUGUUCAUCUUCGCCAGCUACGGUGUCCAACUGUACGGUGGCCGUUUGGCCCGCUGCAACGAUCCCACCAUCUCGAGGCGGGAGGACUGCGUUGGUGUCUUCAUGCGGCGGGUUUUCGUCACCAAAAUGAAGCUCACCCCGGGUCCGGAUGAGUCCUAUCCGGCCAUGUUGGUGCCACGGGUGUGGGCCAAUCCGAGGCGAUUCAAUUUCGACAACAUCGGCGAUGCCAUGCUGACUUUGUUCGAGGUUCUUUCCUUCAAGGGAUGGCUGGAUGUCCGCGAUGUCCUGAUCAAAGCCGUGGGUCCGGUACAUGCCGUCUAUAUCCACAUCUAUAUCUUCUUGGGCUGCAUGAUCGGUCUGACGUUGUUCGUGGGCGUGGUCAUUGCCAACUAUUCGGAGAACAAGGGCACCGCCUUAUUGACCGUCGACCAGAGGCGAUGGUGUGAUCUGAAGAAGCGACUGAAGAUCGCCCAGCCCCUCCAUCUACCCCCGAGGCCCGAUGGCCGCAAGAUCAGAGCCUUCACCUACGACAUCACCCAGCACAUCAUCUUCAAGCGGGUCAUCGCGGUGGUCGUGCUGAUCAACAGUAUGCUGCUCUCCAUCACGUGGAUCAAGGGAGAGGUGCAUACGGAACGCCUGGUGAUCGUCAGUGCGGUAUUGACCUUUGUCUUUGUGGUUGAGGUGGUGAUGAAGAACAUUGCCUUUACACCGCGCGGCUAUUGGCAAUCUAGGCGCAAUCGCUAUGACCUACUCGUCACCGUUGCCGGUGUGAUUUGGAUUAUUUUGCAGACCAUUCUGCGGAACGAUCUGUCGUACUUCUUUGGCUUCAUGGUGGUCAUCCUGCGCUUCUUCACCAUCACCGGCAAGCACACCACACUGAAGAUGCUCAUGUUGACCGUGGGCGUGUCUGUAUGCAAGUCCUUCUUCAUUAUCUUUGGCAUGUUUCUGCUAGUCUUCUUCUAUGCGCUGGCCGGGACGAUACUCUUCGGCACCGUCAAAUACGGCGAGGGCAUCGGUCGCCGUGCCAAUUUCGGGUCACCGGUCACCGGCGUGGCCAUGCUCUUUCGGAUCGUCACUGGCGAGGAUUGGAACAAGAUCAUGCAUGACUGCAUGGUCCAACCGCCGUACUGCACCCUGGGCAACAACUACUGGGAGACGGACUGCGGCAACUUCACCGCGAGCCUCAUCUACUUCUGCACCUUCUACGUGAUCAUCACGUACAUCGUGCUCAACUUGCUAGUGGCUAUUAUCAUGGAGAACUUUUCCCUCUUCUACUCGAACGAAGAGGAUGCCCUGCUCUCCUACGCGGAUAUCCGCAACUUCCAGAACACCUGGAACAUUGUGGACAUCCACCAACGAGGCGUUAUUCCCGUGCGUCGGGUGAAGUUCAUAUUGCGCCUGCUGAAGGGACGACUCGAGUGCGAUCCCCAAAAGGAUCGAUUGCUGUUCAAGUACAUGUGCUACGAACUGGACAAGCUGCACAACGGCGAGGAUGUGACCUUCCACGAUGUCAUCAACAUGCUGAGCUACCGCUCGGUGGACAUCAGGAAGGCUCUGCAGCUGGAGGAGCUUUUGGCGCGCGAGGAGUUCGAGUACCUGGUCGAGGAGGAGGUGGCCAAGAUGACCAUUCGCACCUGGCUGGAGGGGUGCCUCAAAAAGAUUCGGGCACAAAAUGCUAGUAAGCAGCAAAACUCGCUGAUCGCCGGCCUGCGGGCGACGAACGAGCAGCCCGUGAUGCGGCCAAAUGUGCAGGAGGACAAGGCGCCUCUGGGGGCGGCGGACAAGUCGGCGAUCAGCACGAUCAGUGGGGCGGUGGCCGGCGCCUGCCCGCCCACCAGCGACGCCUUCUCCCCGACCUUCAGCUCCACGGAGAACGAGGAGAAGGACGGCAGCAGCAGCGCCGUCGUAUUGCCCGCCCAUCCAGAACCGCCGAUCACGGGGGCAACUUCGGCGUUAGCGGGAGGGGGAAGCACGAGUGGACCAGUGGUCUCGACCGCUCGCCAUGUGAUGACGGUGGGCAAGCGGGGCUAUGCCCUCAACCGGUCCGAUUCGACGGGCAGUUCGGCGGGACGCAAGUUCCUGGCGCCCACGUCCAGUGAUCCGCAGCAGCGAUCAACGCUGAGCGACAAGGAGCGGCUGCACAUCAGCAGCCAGCAGCGGAAGAAGAACUCGAUGACCACGCUGCCGCAUGCCGGCCAACUGGGUCAGUUGGCCAAGCAGCGAGGCGGCGGAGUGGGCGGCGGCGAGGCGAGCAAAUCGGCCAGCUUCUUUGCCCAGCUGAACAGCGAGAUUGGCCAGUUCCACUAUCCGACAAUAAAUGCUGCCGCCGCCGCCGCCGCGCUGCACGGCUAUGGACAUGGCCACGGACAUGGGCAUGGUCAUGGACAUGGUCACGGACACGGCGAUCAUCAGCAGCACCAUCAUGGCGUCUUGGGCAGCCCGUCGGCGAUGAUGAGCCAAAUGAUCGGGGGCAGCGGCAAGCUGCUGCCGUUCAACAACCAGGCGAAUGCCGUCUACGAGGUGCACGACUGGUGGCAGGAACAGGUCCUUUGUCCGCAGACCAGCGACGAUGAGAUCUAGCAAUGGGCCUCCAGAUGGCCGAAAUGCAGCCGAAAAUACCGCAGAGGAGCCUAUUAAAACCAAAAAAACCAAAAACCAUAAACCAAAAAAAAAAAAAAACAAAAAACAGAAACCAAAAAUAACAGACAUCAAAUAUCAACACAACUAGUGGCCUAGAACUUUUUUGUAUAUGCCUAAUAAUUGUAAAUUUAUCGGCCUCACAAUUAACGGUUAACAAUUCUAACGAGUAUAUACAUACAUACAUACAUAAAUAGCUUUAGUUUUAGCACUGGUAAAACAUAAAAAACAAAAAAACCAAAAUAGAUGAACAUGAACAAAGGAUAAGGGGCAACCAUUAGUUUUACGUUUUGUUGUUGUUUGCGUGCUAGUUGGUAAAUAUGAUCAGUCAGUCGGUAACUUUGUUAUAGCUUAAAUAUAUAAAGAAAUAUAUAUUAUAUAUAUGUAUAACGAGUACAUCGCAUAUGGAUUGCAUAUGUCUUACGUAUAGUGCAAAUUUAUAAGCGCGCUGCCUCACCAAUGGAGCAUUGAUUUUCGUAAGCUGCCAAAAAAAAAAAAAAAAAAAAUAAAAUAAAAUUAUUAAAGACAAAAACGCAACACUAGCUAACGAUUAAAUAGGAAUGCCAAAUCGAAAACCGAAAAAGAACCCCUUAACACACUUCCAACUAGCCAAGUUUAUACCAAAUAGCAGAUAAUUGUAGACAAAGACGGAGAGGCGGAGCGAGCAACCUAAGCAGACACCAAAUAGAAAGAGAUACCUAUUAAAGUAUUUUGCGAUUAGCCAACAAGAACUCAGCACAAAUUACUGUUAAAGUUAUUACUACGACUGUAGCGAAUGCCCCCUCAAUUCGAUGCGACCUCUCCCCUUCCGAAGCUAAGCGUAAUAAAAAUCGUUGAAAUUGCAAAA
Drosophila ficusphila is the source of this 8262-nucleotide messenger RNA. It is a transcript of the gene na, whose product is annotated as sodium leak channel non-selective protein. Gene Ontology annotation, molecular function: monoatomic cation channel activity. The record is from RefSeq and is a predicted model, not a curated record. The transcript has 17 exons. NCBI's taxonomy places the organism in Eukaryota, Metazoa, Arthropoda, Insecta, Diptera, Drosophilidae. Gene Ontology annotation, biological process: monoatomic ion transport; transmembrane transport. Gene Ontology annotation, cellular component: membrane. Bases 555 to 7358 code for a protein of 2267 amino acids.